UGUUUAAAAAAUACUAUCACCGUCUGUAAGUAACCCUUAAUGGCCAGAUUUUUUAAUUCUCUGGAAAACUUUGUUGUUGAGUUUGUGUUGUAAUAAUAAUAAUAUUCAUUUCCCACCAGUGUGUUUGUAUUGUGUCGUUUCAUCAAUAAAUUGUCGUCACAAGAAAUUUACAACAAGGGAUCAAUAAAGCAACCUAAGUCUGGUCUUAGUCUUGAAAAAAAAAAAGAAUAAACUAUAAAUAUCAAUUUGGCAUACAAAUUUUAGUGAAAACAAUGGCUUUCUAAUGGAAGCUGCGAAACUCAAAACCAAGAAUAGACUUAAUAUAGAAAAACUACAUUGUGACCAGGGAGAACAUUGUUCGUUUGUCUAGUUCAUUGUAAAAGGCUCAAAAGGAAUGCCUCGGCUUAUGACAAUGUUAGAAAGAGGAACUCCGGACAUUGCUUUAAACACCGAGGACGACAAUAACAUUCCUAGAGGCGCUCUGCACAUGACCACUGGUCAAGACCAUCUCAGGGAGCUGAACGUAAAAUUGAAGCUCCAACCACCUCCUCAAGUAAGCCAACCCACAGCAAGAGCAGCGACCGCGUCGUCUUCACCACAGGCAGCGAAUAACAGCAGCUAAUCCUAGAAUGGCAGCUUCAUCACAAGACUCGAGACAAGCUGGAUAUACGAAAUUCACAAACAGUCAAACGGUACUGGUUCACACGUCAAACACCCACAUCUAUUAUCUGCACACUGGCUACUAUGGAUCUAUUCCAAAAGAAAAACAGGGCCAAGAGAAUCAACCCAAAACUACCCAUCAAGUGGCAUCCCAGCAAGCAGGACAUGUUACACAACUGGGUGACCUAGAUUCAGGUGAAACAUGUGUCUAUGUAGAGAUUGCAUCCUUCAGAGAAAGAAAAAAGAGGGACCCAGAGGGACUGUGGCUGCAAGAGGGAAAAAAGCAACAAAACAGUGGCAGUGCACAAAAUAUCAACAACAACAACAAAACUAAGACAAUAUACAGCAGCUGUUAAGAACUCAAGUUGGGCUGAAAAUGCUCCAAGAUUUGCUAAAUCUGAGGACUCGUGAAAGUUGUUAGAACUCUUCUUCCAAAAAACCAAAGAUACUUACCAAUAAGUGUGAUACAAUUUGUUGACUUUAAACUUUGCUUUAUAUUUUCCCAAAUGCUUUUAAUUAUUUGUGCAGUAUUAAAACUCUUGUAUACAUUUAUUUCAUUGAAAAGUCUAUAACUUGACAGGGAUUGGUGGUUGAGGGGUAAAGCGCUUGGCUUCCAAACUGAGAGCUCUCGGGUUCAAAUCUCUGUGUAGACUGGAAUUUUAAAUUUGGGAAAUUUUAGGAUGUCCUUGAGUCCACUCAACUCUAAGGCAAUAGGUCAUUUUUAUGGCCUCAUGACACCUGUCAGCCACAGAAAAAGAUGAUCUUAGCAUCAUCGGCCUUAUUGACUGCAAGAUGUGAAAGGGGUACUGAACUUUUCUAAAAUGACUUGAUUCACAAGGAAAGAAAAAAUAUACAUUGCAAGUUGCAUCAAAGGGCCCACAGCAGCAAAUGAUCAUCAAAGCGAAAAUGUCAAAUCCAUGACAUUUGGAUUUCAUUAACCAUCAUCAAGUCAAAGUGCCUUGUAUGUAACCAUAAUGUUGUAUUGUACAUUAACAGUCGGGUGCCAGUUUAAAUAGAAUCAAAAGGCAGUGAAGGAAAAUAUUAAAUAUGUUUUCAAUACUGUUAUUUGUAUUUAUUCAUUGUUGAUUUAAUUACCUUCCAAAAUACAGUUCAUUGUUAUUCUAAAAGACAACUUUAAACUGAGCAAAGAUCGUUAUGUAUAUGAACAUACAUCAAUGAUGUGUGGCUGAGUUCCAUAAUUGGGUUGGCUAAACAUCAAGGGGGCAUGAGUAGAACUUAUUCAAACAGAGUUCUGUUUUCUGAGCAUCUGAGGGCAGCUUGGAAACCUUCUCCUCCCCCCCUCCUUCCUCCACAUGUCCACAAAAGAGAAUUGACCAGAGCUCACAAGGCAAAAGUGAUUCAAGACCGAAAAAAAAAAAAGACUUUGUAAUCCCUGUUGCACAUAUCCUCAUUAUAAUAAAAUGUUUAUCUUAAGUCAUAAUUUGCAAGCAGGCUGAGUUUAUAAAACAAGAAAAGGGUCAAAUAGUGCUAAAUUG
Biomphalaria glabrata is the source of this 2156-nucleotide messenger RNA. RefSeq lists its product as uncharacterized. The transcript is spliced from 4 exons. The coding region runs from base 630 to 1016 and encodes 128 amino acids. Lineage: Eukaryota; Metazoa; Mollusca; Gastropoda; Planorbidae. The record is from RefSeq and is a predicted model, not a curated record.